AUGGAGGGUGAUGCUAUAUCAGUGGGAAUGAUGAUGGAUGCUUUUAGGAGAUUUACUAACUCUACAGGGCUGGUGGCUAUCCCUAACAAGAGCAAAAUGUUUUUUUUUGGUGGUAUAGACAACAGUAAUAAGGAGAGUCUUAGAUGCAUCACUGAAUUCCAAGAAGGAUCAUUUCCAGUCAAGUAUCUCGAAGUUCCCCUUACAAGUAAGAAACUUGCCAUUCAUUCUUAUACGUAUUUAUUUGAGAAGAUAGUUGGUAGGAUGAAGCACUGGACCACUAAAAUUUUGAGCUAUGCAGGGAGAAUUCAACUUGUUAAAAGUAUCUCAUGUGCUAUUGCCCAAUAUUUGAUGCAAUGUUUCCUCAUCCCCAAGUUUGCGAUCAAGAAAAUUAAUUCUAUAUGUAGAAGCUUCAUAUGGAGUGGUAAUUGUGAGGCUAGUAGGAAGAGCCUAUCGACUUGGAAGAGAGUUUGUAGUACUAUUAAGCAAGGAGGCCUGCAGAUCAUCAAUCUUACUAUGUGGAAUUGUAUGCUAUUGUUGAAGUGCCUUUGGAAUCUUUGUAGGAAGGCUGAUAGCAUAUGGGUGAUGGGGAUGUAUAGUUAUUACCUAAAAGGCACUUUUGUCAUGGGUUAUGAAGCAAAAAUUCAUAACUCAUGGAUUUUUAAAAGCAUUUUGAAGCAAAGGGAGAAGCUGGGGGAUAUACAGCAGUUGUGGGAUCAAGUUCUACUUCAACAAAAAUUUCCUCUGCAACCUUUCUAUACUAGGGUGAUAGAUGAUGGUAACAUGGUCAUUUGGAGGAUCAGUACCAAUAAGGCCAGACCUAGACCUGUGAUCUUCCUGUGGUUAGCUUUCCAUGGUAAGCUAGCUACAAAGGAUAGAAUAAAGAGGUUUGGCAUGCUGCAUGAUAGCAUUUGUAGCUUAUGCAAAGAGAAAGAAGAGUCAAUCAAACACUUAUUUUUUCAAUACAACUAG
This is a messenger RNA of Lathyrus sativus (Indian pea), 969 nucleotides long. The record is from the annotation of a GenBank genome assembly. Lineage: Eukaryota; Viridiplantae; Streptophyta; Magnoliopsida; Fabales; Fabaceae.